Messenger RNA from Arabis nemorensis, 351 nucleotides. Lineage: Eukaryota; Viridiplantae; Streptophyta; Magnoliopsida; Brassicales; Brassicaceae. The record is from the annotation of a GenBank genome assembly.
AUGGGCAUGGGCUUCACUUUCGGGGAUAUGGUUGUCAAAGUUGGCCCAAUAAAGAGCUCUGUUUUUGUUGAAGAUGCAAUUGUUUGUCGAUUGUUUUGGACAGCCACAAGGAGAUCCACAAGCGAGUUUAACGGUGGCUCUCCAACCCACCGACGCGCUUCCUCCUCCAUUGCACUAAGUGUCCAUUGCUCUCCAUCUCACAUACCUUUGAUGGCUCAACCGAACCUUCCUCUUCCACCAGAGUCGACGAAUCUAUCCUCAGCAUCGUCGAUUUUGUUCACCGUUGGCAAGUUUCACCACCGUCGUUUCAUUCCGGUAACUCAUAUAGAUCUGAAUGGCACCAGAUCAUGA